Molecule: messenger RNA, 3285 nt
Organism: Pieris macdunnoughi
Lineage: Eukaryota; Metazoa; Arthropoda; Insecta; Lepidoptera; Pieridae
Source: the annotation of a GenBank genome assembly
AUGGUUGUUACGAGAGUAGAAAAUAUGGCUUCCUAUACCACGUACACUGGAAAACCGAAAAUUUUCUUUCCAAAGAAGGUGCGUUCAGAGGAAUCCCUCGUAACACCAGAAAAAACCACAAAUAAUGCACGAUGGAUACCAGAAUUUGGUUUGGAUGGCAACAACACUUUGAAACACAACGGCAGUGCCAAGGACCUCGCCUCGGUCAUGGAGAACCUCAAAAAGACCAGCCUGGUCUCCAGACAGAAUCAGACCCUCAAUACCCAAGUCUCGAGCUCAUCGAAACAGCAGAUGGUGUCUAGUUCUACAUCGAGCAGCGCGGCCUCGAGCCAGCGCGUUCAAAGUUCAUCUCAAAGGGCCAGCUCCAUCAAAUCUGACUUAUCCGAACUAAAGAGCUCCAUAUCCGAAAUGAAGACCCUGAGCAACACGGCAGCUUUAAAUUUUGGACAAAGAUUGCGAAGUUCAAUGGAGAAUAUUGUCGACCAGGACGAUAUGAAGGAGAGACACAUCCCAGAUAUCCGGGAGAUGGGGGAUAUCGGUGACAUGGGUGAUAUGACGGACCUCGCGGGGGACGGUCCUCUAGUGACCUUUCCCGAGUCGGACACCCCGCCUCCCGAUAAACCAUGUUUGUUGGCUCCCGCGUCUGCUACGAUAGCGUCCUUAGGAUCGAGUGCUGCGAACGAAUUGAAGUACAGCGCGGCUCGGUCGAGCUCGGCGUCUUCGACGAGAGUAAUUACCGACGGAUUCAGUGCAUCAAAAUCGGCGGCGAACAGCUCGCGGAUGAGGCGGCUCCAACAUGGGGACAUGCAGUACGCAGAACACAGUGCGACUGGCGCCUCACACAGACUGUUGCAGGCGGAAGGGUUAACGGCGGAGCAGAACGCCGCUUAUCUCCAGGAAAAGCGAUCUCUGCAAGCCGGAGAAGUGACGGCUCAAGAGGCGAACAACAUGUCCGCGACGAGUUCUAGGUUACACACGGAAGCCUUCAGCGCGGAGAAGAAGGCCACGGCUUCGUCACAAGCGAGGCAGACCGUCACUUCCAGCGGCAUGUUUAGCCAUAAAGAGAGCUCUUCGCACUCGAACAUGACAAUCUUAAGUAAAAACCUCACAACGAAGUCCAUGCUGCUAUCCUCACAGAUGAGUCAACUGUUGAACGGGACGAUAAAACCGGGCGACGAAGACCUCACCGACUUGACGUUCGAGGAUCUAGACAAACUGAACGCGAACUCGAACGAGAAAGACGUCAACUCGGCCAUCCAGAAGUACUCGCAUCGGAUGAACGCAUUCAUCGCCGCCAUCAAGAACAACAAGAUGGACAUGAAGAGCGCCGGAGUGCAUUUCAACAAAUUAAACGAAAUGCUCCGAAGGGCGUGGGCCGUCCCCACCUACGGACACGAAUUGGGCUACACCCUGUGCAACGCGCUCCGGACGUCCGGCGGCCUCGACAUUCUCAUGGAGAACUGUCUCGAGUCCGAGAACCCCGAGCUGCAGUUUUCCUCCGCGAAACUACUCGAGCAGUGCCUGACCACGGAGAACAGGGCGCACGUCGUCGAAAACGGGCUCGAGAAGGUCGUCAACGUCGCCUGCGCGUGCACCAAGCAGGCCAACGCAGACCACUCCCGCAUAGGCACCGGCAUUCUGGAGCACCUGUUCAAGCACAGCGAGGGCACCUGCGGCGACGUCAUCAAGCUGGGAGGCCUCGACGCCGUGCUCUUCGAGUGCCGGAAGAACGACAUCGAGACCUUGCGGCAUUGCGCCACGGCCCUGGCCAACCUGUCCCUGUACGGCGGGGCCGACAACCAGGAGGCCAUGAUCAAGAGGAAGGUCCCGAUGUGGCUGUUCCCUCUGGCGUUUCACCACGACGACAACAUCAAGUACUACGCGUGCCUGGCGAUCGCCGUGCUGGUCGCCAACAAGGAGAUCGAAGCGGCCGUCCUGAAGUCCGGAACAUUGGACCUGGUGGAACCUUUCGUGACCUCGCACAAUCCGUCCGAAUUCGCUCGCUCGAACCUCGCCCACGCCCACGGCCAGAGCAAGAACUGGCUGCAGAGACUCGUCCCGGUGCUCAGCUCCAAGAGGGAGGAGGCCCGGAACCUGGCCGCUUUCCACUUCUGCAUGGAGGCCGGCAUUAAGAAGCAGCAGGGUAACACCGAGAUCUUCAAGGAGAUCGGCGCGAUCGAGUCUCUCAAGAAAGUUGCGAGUUGCCCCAACGCCGUGGCCUCGAAGUACGCCGCCCAAGCUCUGAGGCUGAUAGGCGAAGAGGUGCCGCACAAGCUGUCGCAGCAGGUGCCCCUGUGGUCCAUCGAGGACGUCCGCGAAUGGGUCAAGCAGAUCGGCUUCUCGGAGUACGCGACCAACUUCUACGAAAGCCGGGUGGACGGAGACCUUCUGCUGCAGAUCACAGAGGAGAACCUCAAAGAGGACAUCGGCUUACACAACGGAAUCAAGAGGAAAAGAUUCACGAGAGAACUGCAGCAGCUGAAGAAGAUGGCGGACUACAGCUCGCGGGACACGGGCAACCUCAACGACUUCCUCCAGGGCAUCGGCCUGGAGUACACCAUCUACACGUACUCCAUGCUCAACGCCGGAGUGGACAAGGAGUCUAUCCGGGGCCUCAGCGACGAGCAGCUGGAGAAGGAGUGCCACAUCCUCAACAGCAUCCACCGCUUGAGGAUACUGAACGCUAUACGGGCAUACGAAAGCAGACUUCCGAUCAAAGGCGAAGAGAACUUAGAAAAGAACCUAGACGUGUUCGUCAGCUAUAGAAGAUCCAACGGCUCCCAGCUGGCCAGCCUUCUGAAGGUCCACCUCCAAGUCCGGGGAUUCACGGUUUUCAUCGACGUGGAGAGACUGGAGGCGGGCAAAUUCGAUAAUAAUUUAUUGCAAAGCAUCAAACAGGCGAAGCACUUCCUCUUGGUGCUGACGCCCAACGCCUUGGACAGGUGCAAGCACGACAACGAGCAGAAGGACUGGGUUCAUCGGGAAAUCGUGGCGGCCUUGCAGUCGCAGUGCAACAUCGUCCCGAUAAUCGACAAUUUCGAAUGGCCCGAGCCGGAGGAGUUGCCGGAGGACAUGAGGGCCGUGUGCCACUUCAACGGGGUCAGGUGGAUCCACGACUACCAGGACGCGUGUGUCGAGAAACUGGAGAGCUUCCUCCGGGGCAAGUCGAACCUGGCCAACCGACUGGAGAGCCUCCGACCGGCGGCCGUGUCCGCCCUCCCCCGAGGGCCCUCGUACCAGCGCAUGCACUCCACCGAGAGCCGCUCCAGCGACAAGGCCGAUUGA